This is a messenger RNA of Cynocephalus volans (Philippine flying lemur), 9654 nucleotides long. It is a transcript of the gene ZFYVE26, whose product is annotated as zinc finger FYVE-type containing 26. The transcript has 42 exons. The record is from RefSeq and is a predicted model, not a curated record. The coding region runs from base 134 to 7759 and encodes 2541 amino acids. Gene Ontology annotation, cellular component: lysosomal membrane; centrosome; midbody. Gene Ontology annotation, molecular function: phosphatidylinositol-3-phosphate binding; metal ion binding. Lineage: Eukaryota; Metazoa; Chordata; Mammalia; Dermoptera; Cynocephalidae. Gene Ontology annotation, biological process: regulation of cytokinesis; mitotic cytokinesis; double-strand break repair via homologous recombination.
CUCAAACAUGGCUGCGCUGGAAGCUCUCUUCAAUUGGGCGCCGGGAGGAGGAGAUGCUCCACAAGUGAGAAAAUUCAGAAUGUGUUCAGCGUAACUCGUCGCUUUCUAUCUCCCUGCACCCUGUGCUGGGAAAAUGAAUCAUCCAUUUGGGAAUGAGGAAGCUGUUUCCCAGAAGCAACUUUUUGGAUUUUUCUGUGAGUGCCUGCGGAGGGGAGAAUGGGAGCUGGCACAGGCAUGUGUACCUCAGCUACACGAAGGACAAGGAGAUAUCCCAAAGAGGGUGGAAGACAUACUUCAGGCGCUGGUGGUGUGUCCAAAUCUGCUGAGAUGUGGGCAGAAUAUCAACCCUCAAAGAUUGGCCUGGGUCUGGCUUCUUGUUCUGGAAAAAUGGUUGGCCCAGGAAAAGAAGUUGCUUCCAGCUGUUUUCCGGAGAAAGCUUGAGUUUCUUUUAUUGUCAGAAGACCUACCAGAUGACAUUCCAGAGGACAUCCUCAAGGAGCUGUAUGAGACCUUAGCACAAGGCGCAGUAGGCCCUGUGCCUGACAGAACUCAGAGGCAGGAGAGCUGGACCCCUCGGCUCAGCUCCGAAGCUGUCUCUGUGCUCUGGGAUCUUCUGAGGCAGGCUCCUCAACCAGCACAGGCCCUGCUGGAGCUCCUGCUUGGCGAGGACGACAGCACUGGUCCCUGUCACUGGCCUCUGCAGAAGGCAUUAGUCGGCCUCAUUCGAAAGGCUCUGCGAACUUUGCAGGGCCCUGACUCUGGGCCCCCUGGAGUAGCCAACGCCAUCUACGGAGCCCUGCGGACUCUGCGUUGCCCUGCAGAGCCACUAGGGGUUGAGCUGCGUCUCCUGUGCGAAGAACUCCUGGAGGCCUGCAGGACUGAAGGGAGUCCCCUGCAGGAGGAGCGGCUGCUCGGCUGCCUGCUGCACAAGGCUGGCCGGGGCCUGGUGUCUCUGUAUGGCCAUACCUAUGCAGAGAAGGUCACAGAAAAGCCACCGAGGGCCACAAACUCAGGAAAAGUCUCACUGGAUCACCUAGAUCCUGAGCGGGCAAUGCUAGCCCUCUUCUCCAAUGCUGACCCAGCCCAGGCUUGGAAAGUAGCCUAUUUCUACUGCCUGAACAACAGCAAGCACUUCCUCGAGCAGAUCCUGGUAACAGCACUAACACUGUUGAAAGAGGAAGACUUCCCAAGUCUUGGCUGCCUACUAGAUAGAGAAUUCAGGCCUCUCAGUCGCCUGCUUGUGCUCCUGGGCUGGACACACUGCCAGAGCUUAGAGUCAGCUAAGAGCCUGCUCCAGACACUGCAUAGGACCCAGGACCAAGGCUGUGAUCAGCUCCUCAAGGAUGCCUGUGACGGGUUGUGGGCUCACCUAGAGGUCCUGGAGUGGUGCGUUCAGCACAGCAGCAACCCUAUACCAAAGAGAGAUCUCAUGUGUCAUUUACAUGGUGGAGACAGCCACUCAGUGCUCUACUCCCUCCAUCACCUUACAUACCUUCCAGCCCUCAGGGAGGAAGAUGUUCUCCAGCUCUUACAGAAGGUGCCAGCCAAGGACGUCCAACCAGAGCAUGAUUCAGCUGAUGCCCCAGUCCCUGAGCACCUGAGCCAGGGUCAGAACCUGACACUCUACCAGGGCUUCUGUGCCAUGAAGUAUGCUAUCUAUGCCCUCUGUGUUAACUCACACCAGCACUCCCAGUGCCAGGACUGCAAAGACGCCCCCUCUGAGGACCUGGCCUUGGCUGCGGAGCCAGCAAAUGACUCUCUCUCCUCCCAAGGUGCUUCAGAUCUCUUCUCAACCUACCUGGCCAGGUGUCAGCAGUAUCUGCGUAGUAUUCCUGACUCUUUGUGCCUGGAACUUCUGGAAAACAUCUUCUCUUUGCUUUUCAUCACUUCUGCUGAUCUUCACCCAGAGCCCCACCUGCCUGAGGACUAUGCUGAGGAUGAUGACAUUGAGGGGAAGGUCCCCAGGGGUUUGAGGUCCCCAUCAGAGAGCCCUCAGCACAUAGCACAGCCUGAGAGGAAAUCAGAACGGGGUUCCCUGGGAGUCUCCAAGAGCCUUGCUUAUACAAUGCCAAGCUGUCUAAAGGCAGAACCAAAAGACAGUUACCCAGGGCCUCAUGGGCCCAGCUUUUUGGACCUAAAGCACUUUACUGCUGGUAUCAGUGGAUUCCUGGCUGAUGAAUUUGCAAUAGGGGCCUUCCUCAGGCUUCUCCAAGAGCAGCUGGAUGAGAUCAACAGCCACAGCCCCCCUGAGAAGCCAAAGCUGCUAGAAAGUCAGAGCUGCUCAGGAAGUAGAGAUGGGCUGCACAGCCGCCUGCACCGGUUUUCUAAGGUUCUCUCUGAGGCCCAGUGGAGAUACAAGGUGGUAACAAGCAAUCAAGGCUCAGAGGAGCAACCUUCCCGAAGAUACCAGCCUGUUGCCACACGGCACCCCAGUCUCCGCAGGGGUCGUCGGGCAAGAAGGAGCCGAGCAGAUGGCCGGGAAAGAGCGUCCAACCCAUCUCUGGAAAGUACAAGUAGUGAGCUGAGCACAAGCACUUCAGAGGGAAGUCUGAGCGCUGUGUCUGGACGGAAUGAGCUGGAUGCCCAUUUGCAGCCCCAACCUCAGAGUUCAGUCAUCCCCAUGAUGUUCUCCCCACCUGAGUCACUGCUGGCAUCCUGUAUCCUCCGGGGGAACUUUGCAGAAGCCCAUCAGGUCAUGUUCACAUUUGACCUGAAGUCUUCACCCAGCUCUGGGGAACUGAUGUUCAUGGAGCGCUACCAGGAGGUGAUCCAGGAGCUGGCCCGAGUAGAGCACAAGAUUGAAAACCAGAACUCAGACGGGGGUGGCAACACCAUUCGGAGAACUGGCAGUGGCCGCUCAACUCUACAGGCCAUUGGCAGUGCUGCAGCAGCAGGGAUGGUAUUUUACUCCAUCUCUGAUGUGACCGACAAGCUACUCAGCACCUCUGGAGACCCCAUCCCCACGCUCCAGGAGGACUUUUGGAUAAGUAGUACCCUGAUGGAGCCCACUGCUCCCCUGAGAGAGGUUCUGGAAGACCUUAGUCCCCCUGCCAUGGCUGCAUUUGACCUAGCUUGCUCUCAGUGCCAGCUCUGGAAAACCUGCAAGCAGCUCUUGGAAACAGCUGAGCGGCAUCUGAACAUUAGCCUUGAAAGCCGGGGUCGACGGCUAGACCACGUGCUCCUCAAUGCUGAUGGCAUUCGAGGUUUUCCAGUUGUUCUUCAGCAAAUCAGUAAGAUUCUCAAUUAUCCACCUAUGUCAGCUGGACAAACUAAAUCAGAAAAUGUAGAAGAAAAGGGAGGAGUCCCUCCACGCUGCAGCAUCACUGAGCUGCUUCAGAUGUGCUGGCCCAGCCUAACUGAGGACUGUGUUGCCAGCCAUGCCACCCUCUCCCAGCAGCUGGAUCAGGUCCUUCAGUCUCUCAGAGAGGCACUAGAGCUGCCAGAGCCCAGGAAUACUCCACUCUCUUCCCUAGUGGAGCAGGCAGCCCAGAAAGCCCUGGAGGCAGAAGCCCACCCUGUGCACAUUCAGACUCAGCUCCUCCAGAAGAACCUGGGCAAACAGACCCCAGCAGGCAGCAGACAGACUGACUAUGUGGGCACCUUCUUCAGUUACUGCACGACGCUUGCUGCACUUCUCCUUCGGAGUUUGAGCUCUGAGCCUGAUCAUAUGGAGGUCAAGGUAGGAAAUCCCUUUGUUCUCCUGCAAGAGAGCUCUUCCCAACUGGUGUCACAUCUCCUGCUUGAGAGACAAGUUCCCCCAGACAGGCUGGCAGCCCUUCUGGCCCGAGAAGGUCUCAACCUAAGUGUGCCACAGGUCAUCGUCAACUGCUGCUGUGAGCCCCUUGCACUUUGCUCUUCCCAGCAGAGCCAGCAGACAUCAUCCCUUCUGACUCACCUUGGCAUCCUGGCCCAGCAACAUACCUCCCACUGCCUGGAUGACCUCCCACUUUCUACACUAAGCUCCCCACAGCCAGCCAAGAAUCCCACAUUGGAGAGAAAACCCCAGCCCUCCCCAAGGGAUUCAUUACCACCAGCUCUCACCUCCUCUGCCUUGGCCUUCCUUAAGUCCCGCUCAAAGCUACUGGCUACGGUGGCCUGCCUGGGGGCCUCCCCAGCUUUAAAGAUCACCAAGCCCAGCUUAUCAUGGAAGGAGUUUCGUGGCCGCAGGGAAGUGCCUCUGACUGCAGAGCAGGUAGCGCGGGAGUGUGAGCGCCUUCUGGAACAAUUCCCUAUGCUUGAGGCCUCUCUCCAGGCUGCCUGGGAGCCACUACGAGGGUCCUCUGAGCAGGUGCAGAGUCUGGCAGCAAGUCUCUGUGGUCAGGACAGUCUUUCUACUGUCCUCCUUGGCCUGCAUUCUCCGAUUGCCCUGGAUGUGCUGACCAAGGCCUUUGAGGAAUCCCUGGUGGCCAGAGACUGGCCCCGGGCCCUUCAGCUCAUUGAAGUGUACGGGCGAGAUAUGGACGAUUUGAGCAGCAUAAAGGAUGCAGUCCUGAGCUGUGCUGUGGCAUGUGACAAAGAAGGUUGGCAAUACCUGUUUCCAGUGAAGGAUGCAUCUUUGAGAAGUCAGCUGGCCCUACGGUUUGUGGACAGGUGGCCCCUGGAGUCAUGCCUGGAGAUCCUGGCCUACUGCAUUUCAGACACAAGUGUCCAGGAAGGACUAAAGUGUGAGCUGAAGAAGAAGCUGGCAGAGCUGCGGGUGUAUCAGAAGAUUCUGGGUUUGCAGGAUCCCCCAGUGUGGUGUGACUGGCAGACCCUGAGGAGCUGCUGUGUUGAGGACCCAUCAACUGUCAUGAACAUGAUUCUAGAAGCACAGGAGUAUAGGCUGUGUGAGGAAUGGGGCUGUCUAUACCCUAUUCCAAGAGAACAUUUGAUCAGCCUACAUGGAAAGCAUCUUCUCUACCUUCUGGAAAGAAGAGAUCAUGAAAAAGCUCUGCAACUCCUGCAAAGAAUCCCUGACCCCACCAUGUGCCUUGAAGUCACAGAGCAAUCCCUCGACCAGCACCCUAGUUUGGCCACUUCUCAUUUCUUGGCCAACUACCUCACCACCCACUUCUAUGGAGAACUGAAUGCUGCCCGACACCGUGAAAUCCAGGCGCUGUACGUGGGAUCCAAGGUUCUGUUGACCCUGCCUGAGCAGCACCGGGCCAGCUAUUCCCACUUGUCCUGUAACCCCCUGCUCAUGCUGGAGCAGCUGCUAAUGAACAUGAAAGUAGAUUGGGCCACUGUGGCUGUGCAGACUCUGCACCAGCUGCUGGUCGGGCAGGAGAUUGGCUUCACUGUGGAUGAGGUUGACUCACUGCUUUCCAGAUACGCCGGGAAAGCCCUGGACUUCCCAUGUCCUCUGAGGGAGAAACGAUCAGAUUCUGUGAUUCACCUCCAGGAAGUUGUGCAUCAGGCUUCAGACCCUGAGACCCUGUCCAGAUCACCAUCAGCAGAGUUCUCUCCUGCUGCUGCUCCUGGUGUCUCUGUUGUACAUUCCCCCAGUCCGAGGAAGAGGUGUUUCCCACAGAGUCAGCCCCCACUGGAAUUCGUGCCCCCCAUGACACCCCCUGCCAGGCACCAGUGGGUACCAGAUGAGACUGAGAGCAUCUGCAUGGUCUGCCGCAGGGAGCACUUCACCAUGUUUAAUAGGCGUCAUCACUGUCGCCGCUGUGGUCGACUGGUUUGCAGUUCCUGCUCCACUAAGAAAAUGGUGGUGGAAGGCUGCAGAGAAAACCCUACUCGCGUGUGUGACCAGUGCUAUAGUUACUACAACAAAGAUGUACCAGAGGAGGAUUUAGUACAACCAGAAGUACCAGACAGCUCCAAGAGUGAAAGCCCUCCAUACUCAGCUGUGGUGAGAGUCCCCAAAGCAGAUGAGGUGGAAUGGAUUUUGGAUCUGAAGGAGGAGGAAAAUGAGCUGGUGCGAAGUGAAUUUUACUAUGAGCAGGCCCCCAGCGCCUCCUUAUGCAUUGCCAUCCUGAACCUGCACCGGGACAGCAUUGCCUGUGGUCACCAGCUGAUUGACCACUGCUGCAGACUGUCCAAGGGCCUCACCAACCCAGAGGUGGAUGCAGGGCUGCUCAUAGGCAUCAUGAAGCAGUUGCUCUUUAGCGCCAAGAUGAUGUUCGUCAAGGCCGGCCGGAACCAGGACUUGGCUCUUUGUGACAGCUACAUCAGCAAGGUAGAUGUACUGAAUAUUUUGGUUAUGGCUGCCUAUCGCCACGUGCCAUCUCUGGAUCAGAUCUUGCAACCAGCUGCAGUAACCAGGCUCCGGAACCAGCUUUUGGAAGCUGAGUACUAUCAACUGGGCGUUGAGGUCUCCACAAAGACUGGGCUUGAUACCACUGGGGCGUGGCAUGCUUGGGGCAUGGCCUGUCUCAAAGCUGGGAACCUCACUGUUGCACGGGAGAAGUUUAGUCGCUGCCUGAAGCCCCCAUUUGACCUCAAUCAACUGAGUCAUGGCUCAAGGCUGGUACAGGAUGUGGUUGAGUACCUGGAGUCUACCGUGAGGCCGCUCAUAUCCUUGCAAGAUGAUGACUACUUUGCCACCUUGAGGGAACUGGAAGCCACCCUGCGGACCCACAGCCUCUCUCUGGAGGUGAUUCCUGAGGGGAAGAUCAUGAACAACACCUACUACCAAGAAUGCCUCUUCUACCUGCACAACUAUAGCACCAACCUGGCCAUCAUCACCUUCUACAUGAGGCACAGCUGCCUGAGGGAAGCCCUGCUGCACCUGCUCAACAAGGAGAGUCCUCCAGAAGUCUUCAUAGAAGGCAUAUUUCAGCCAAGCUACAAAAGUGGGAAGCUACACAUUUUGGAAAACUUGCUAGAAUCCAUUGAUCCAACCUUGGAGAGCUGGGGAAAGUACUUGAUUGCUGCCUGCCAACAUUUGCAAAAGAAGAACUACUACCACAUUCUGUAUGAACUGCAGCAGUUUAUGAAGGACCAAGUCCGGGCCGCCAUGACCUGUAUUCGCUUCUUCAGUCACAAAGCAAAGUCAUAUACGGAACUGGGAGAGAAGCUAUCAUGGCUACUUAAGGCCAAGGACCACCUGAAGAUCUACCUCCAAGAAGCAUCCCGCAGCUCUGGAAGGAAGAAAACAACCUUUUUCCGAAAGAAGAUGACUGCAGCUGAUGUGUCAAGGCACAUGAAUACGCUGCAGCUGCAGAUGGAAGUGACCAGGUUCUUGCAUCGGUGCGAAAGUGCUGGGACCUCUCAAAUCACCACUUCACCUCUGCCAACCCUAUUUGGAAAUAACCACAUGAAAAUGGAUGUUGCCUGCAAGGUCAUGCUGGGAGGGAAAAAUGUAGAAGAUGGUUUUGGAAUUGCAUUCCGUGUUCUGCAGGACUUCCAACUGGAUGCUGCUGCAACCUACUGCAGAGCUGCCCGGCAGCUGGUGGAGAAGGAGAAAUACAGUGAGAUUCGACAACUUCUCAAGUGUGUCAGUGAGUCGGGCAUGGCAGCCAGAAGUGAUGGGGACACCAUCCUCCUUGACUGCCUGGAGGCAUUCAGGAGAAUUCCACCCCAGGAGCUGGAGGGCCUGAUCCAGGCAAUACACAGUGAUGACAACAAGGUUCGGGCCUACCUGACAUGUUGCAAGCUGCGUUCUGCCUACCUGAUUGCUGUGAAGCAAGAACACUCACGGGCCACAGCCCUCAUCCAGCAGGUGCAGCAGGCUGCCAAGAGCAGUGGGGACGCAGUAGUGCAAGACAUCUGUGCCCAGUGGCUUCUGACAAGCCACCCCCGGGGUGCCCACAGCUCAGGCUCCAGGAAGUGACCCUGGGCAGCAGGGCCAGGAAAACGUGGCCUGAGAACUGUGACAAUGGGAGUGAUGGUGAUGCCUUCCACCUCUGUCCUGGUGGAGUGGGACUUCUCUGGCCCUGCCCUGGGUCAGAAAGAGCUGGAUUGGAACCUACUUGCCCUCUCUGGCAAGGAUAGGAUCUUUCACACAAGUGCCAUGUUUCUGCAACAUUGUGGAAUCUGUGGGUUUGUCUGGAGAUGGCCAGUUCUUUCUACCUCAGUGAGAGAGUGAGUGCGUGCACACACAUGCACACAUCUGUGCAUGCCCCUGUGCACUCAUGUUUACACCCAAAGCAUUCUGAACAAAUGAAAUUCUCCUCCAUUGAAGAGGCACUUUACUUUAGACUUUUGCCAGUCUGAAAACCUUCCCUGCGUUUUGGUUCUUAACCCGGGUCAUCCUGUUUGUACACAGACCCCUCCUUGUGGAGAUGCUUUAGUAGUUCCUCUUAACUAGAGGGGUUUUACGGAGAAUUAUAGAGCAACACCAAAAGGAUUGCCUCUUUUCCUUCCUUCCCUUUCCAAAAUUCCAAGGUGGCUCUGGGGCAAGUGCUACCUGUGGAAUAAAACUUUUCCAGGUGUCUCCUGUCAUAAGCACAAGGAGUUAAAGUGAGUCUUUGCAAGGUAGUCUGAAUGGAAGGAUUUUCAGGUGCUGCCAUUGGAAGCUGUGGGUGCAUAUACAAGGAGUCAAGUCUGGGAGGCUGAUAACAUGAGCAGGAGGGUCCCCAUCACAUUCAUCCGGAGGGGAGAAAAAGGCAAACCUAUCCAAACGGAUGCAGGGGCGUUGUUCACAAGCAUAGAGCUGGCUCUUAUGGAUAUCCCUGCUGCAAAGUUGAUGCAUGAGAGAACAUGACUCCCUCUGAGAAUCUGAGGAGAGAAAUGGUACUCAGGAUUUUAGGAGUGAAUGGCUAGACUUUAUCCGAGUUACAGUCCUGUUUGUGGCCCUUGAACUGGGUAGGAAACUACUUCCUCUUCUCUCCUGCUUCCCUUCAGUCUCUUCAGGACCACAGGGUGGAUAUGCAGGCACCAGGGCCAUCGAGAAGGCAGUGUGCUUCUUAUCUGUGUCUUAUCAGAGGGAGUCAAGGGUUCGCUUUGGAGUUGGGCCUUGGACAAGAGUCAGACCGAGGGGACAAUGAAUAAGUUACGUCCAGUUGGUGGAAAACUAGGUGUACUGCUGCUUUAAUAUGCACUGGCUUUUCUUCCCACCCAAGAUGUGACGAUGUUUGAGAAAGGGUUUGUCAUACUCAGUGACUAGGAUUUGCAAAUGAGGGGCCUAAAGAAAAGCUCUUCAGCUCUCAGCCUCCCACCAGCCAGAGCUCACCUCUGAUGCUGAGACAAACAGGAACUGGAAGCUGAAGUCUGUGUCUCUGGUGCUUAGAAACCCUGUGGAUUUCCCCCUGAACCAGGUGUUUUAUAGUAAAAUGAACAACUAUUAUGGACAUCUGUCAGACUAAAAUUUUGGUCUUGUUAGAGAGGAGAAAGACUGUAAGGAAAAUGUUAGGUCCCUUUGGGGUGAAGUUUGACAAGUGGCUUUUCUUUCCUCGAGUCAUAGAAAGCUUUCAUCUCCCAGGGGACAUCAUUCCCUGGUAUCUGCUUGCCCUUUUGAGUCUGCUCUUUUUGCACUGAACCUAAGCACUUUAUACGAAUGGGUCACAAAUCUUGCAGCCCUUAAUUUGGGAUGUCAAGACCAGAUUUUCCUGACUUUUUCCUAUAAUUAGUUGAACUAUAAAAUAGGCAACCUUUGAUUAGACUGACAUAAGAUGAGGCUCAAGGCCCAUGAGCAUCAUGCUGUAGUCUCCAGCAAAAACAAAUGGACGUGUUGAGAGGCUGGUGUUUUACUACAAGCAAGUCACAAUAAAAGUGUUUCUCCAACGA